This is a messenger RNA of Pristis pectinata (smalltooth sawfish), 5970 nucleotides long. RefSeq names its product dnaJ homolog subfamily C member 5. Gene Ontology annotation, biological process: regulation of synaptic vesicle cycle. The record is from RefSeq and is a predicted model, not a curated record. Gene Ontology annotation, cellular component: membrane; presynapse; intracellular membrane-bounded organelle. NCBI's taxonomy places the organism in Eukaryota, Metazoa, Chordata, Chondrichthyes, Rhinopristiformes, Pristidae. The transcript is spliced from 5 exons. The coding region runs from base 370 to 957 and encodes 195 amino acids.
GAGAAAGGCGUCGGGUUUGAAGGAGAGAGUCCCUGCACAUGCGCGAGUGGCUCGGCACCUGAUUGGCUCGGCGCGACUUUCCCUCCGGCUGCGACGGUCGGCGUUCUAAUUCCCGGGGCGCGGCGCACGCGAAGUUUCUCCCCAGCGGGAACGCGCGCGUGCUCGCGCCCGUGCUCGCGCGCUCGUGUGUGAGGGGAGGGGAGGGGAGGGGAGGGGAGGGGCGAGGGGAGGAAAGGAAAGGAAAGAGGAAGUGAGGGCGACGCUGUGCGAAAGGUGAAGUGCUGACGGGAACCUGUCUGAUAUGGUCCAUGUCGUGAGCGGCUGACGGAGACCAAUUAACCAGAAAAGAUAUAUAAAAGUUCGUGCAACAUGGGUGACCAAAGGCAGCGUUCACUAUCCACCUCGGGAGAAUCACUCUAUGUUGUUCUGGGACUUGACAAAAAUGCUUCACCAGAGGAUAUUAAGAAGUCCUAUAGAAAACUUGCUUUAAAGUACCACCCUGACAAGAAUCCAGAUAAUCCUGAAGCUUCAGAGAAAUUUAAGGAGAUAAACAAUGCUCAUGCAAUUCUGACUGAUGCCACAAAGCGGAAUAUUUACGAUAAGUAUGGAUCAUUGGGUCUCUACGUGGCAGAGCAGUUUGGUGAGGAGAAUGUAAAUACAUACUUCGUCUUGUCCAGCUGGUGGGCAAAGGCAUUGUUUGUCUUCUGUGGAGUGAUUACUGGUUGUUACUUCUGUUGCUGCCUCUGCUGCUGCUGUAAUUGCUGCUGUGGGAAGUGUAAACCAAAGCCUCCUGAAGGAGAAGAACAAGAAUAUUAUGUCUCACCAGAGGAUCUGGAGGCACAGCUACAGUCUGACAUGGAAAAAGAGGGAGACGGAGCAAUUGUGGUGCAGCCAACAUCAGCCACAGAAACAACCCAGCUGACCAGUGACAGUCACCCCAGCUAUCACACUGAAUGAUUUAAUUUUAACCAAGUUUGCUCUUGUAAUUAAAAAAUAUAUUUACAAUUCAUUUCAACACUGGGAUAGUUAAAGCUAUAGAUAGAACUUUCACAAGAUUUUCUGCCAAGGUGAGAGCAGCCACCAACAUUGAGAAGACCACCUUCCCUUAUCUUGCCUUUUGCCACUGUAAAUUAACUUCAUUACAAAGUACUGUAGUGAACAGUAUUUAAAGCCAUUUGACACUUUUAUUUUAUUUGCAUAUUGUGAUGUGUGAAUGGAAUGAUGUCAUGUAAUUGUUGAUUGACAAUAGAAUCAGUGCACAUAAACUACCACAUAAAUAUGGCUAGAAAUCCAGUGAUUGUCAUGCUGACCUGUAGUUUUAUUGGCUUUUGUAGAAUGUUGCCAAUCAUGAGUUUGUUUAUAGUGCUUUUUUUUGAUGGGGAGCAGGUAAAUAUGGUCAACUUUAUCUUUGUCAUUUAUGACAUGUUUUGUGGUUGAGAUUAAAGGAAUUUUGUUGUGCAAUCACAAGAUGUACAUAACUGGAAUCAGUGCAUUAUCUAUCCAAAUGAAAGGAGUUUUCGGUUAUUGUGAAAUAUCAGAUGCAGCUCAAAAUUACUGUCCAUUGUUGGUAUAAUUCAAUGUGGUAUUUUGAGAUGGUGUCCAACUGCCAGUUUCUGACAUCCAUCUAAUGUUCAAUUGAAUAGCUCCUCAAGUGUGGAUUUGUUCAAAAGCUGUGCUGCAGCAAUCUUGUAGAAAAAUCAGAACUUUGGACAAAAAAAUUUAAAUAUUACAGUAAAAUGUUUAACAAUGAUAGUUCAAGUGAUUAGUGAGCCAGUACAACCAUUGUAAGAGGAACCGAUACAGGACAGGUUGCUUAAAAAUUGUUUACACUUCAGCAAUUACCAUUUUUAGAAAAUAUGUACUCCUCUAAAUGUGCAUUUUCAGAUCAAUUGUUUUCAUGGCAAAUAUAAAUUCAAAGAGAUGGCUCUUAGUGCAGUAUAAAUCACUUCUGUAACCAAUUAUAAAAUUUUGUGUUAAAUUUUAUUUGCUAUGGCACACUCAAGUAUUUGUGAACCUUAAGAUGCAAGAACUAUAAAGAAGAAGCAAUUGACCAAAGGCAGAAAAUUGCUAGACAGAAUCCAGAACUGGCUUACAUCAUUUUGAGUUAACAGUCUUCUGUCAACAAAUGAGAUAUUUUGCAAAAUCUUUUAAACUACUUCCGUAACCUGGGUUUGAAUCCUGCCCAGUGUGAAGAUAGCAUAGCCAUUUUCUGCCUUUUGCAAAAGUCCUGUGGCUCUUUUUUAAAAUGUAACUAAAUGAAUUAUAGUGGCAUGGUCCUAGAAAACUGCCCAGAAUGCAGGAAAGAAGAAACUGAAUUGAUAAUCUGACUUGACUACAGAAAGUACAUAAUUUUAAUUCCUGCCGAAAAUUGUCUUAAGGGGCUGUGGCUGAUUGUCAUGGCAGUCUUGAGAGAACUGGGAAUACUAGUUAGCUGAAAUGCAAAAUUACAUCGUGAUUGAGUGGCCAUCAAGUUUUGAUAAUUGAAAGGUUCUAAUUAUAUAAUCUGGCAGUUUCAUAAAUGGACCAAGCUUUUUUUCAAGAGAAGAAAUUAAUUUAGAGUUCCUUCUCCUUUGUGCUACAUUUGAAAUUCAUUUUCAUGUUUGUUUCUGUGUAAAAUGUUCAGUUGUUCGAAUUGAAACACAAGCCUUGUCAAAAUUAUAAUGAAUAGUUGUAUUUGAGCAUCUUGUAUUGAAAGAGAAGGUAAUGGAGAACUGCUUAAACGCUUUUUUGUAAAGUCAUGAAGUUGCAUUAUGUUAAUCUGGUCAAUUUUAGUUUACUCUUGUUAGACUGCAUGGUUCCUUUUGUUACAUUCACUCAUGUUUCCCUUCAAAUCUUCUGCUAACAUGCAUGUUGUGAUCAUAGGCUUUAAUGUCCUUCAGACUGUUCAGUGUGUAAACUAUAUUUUUUAUUUAUUAAAAGAGACUCAUUAUAAUUGAAAAUUGCUCCUUAAACAUUGUUAAAUCAUAUGUACUUUUUAAAGAGGUUUUCCCAGGGUGACCAAAUCCCAUUCUAUCCACAACCAGUGCUCCAACAUUCCCUGAUUGUUGGAUUUGUGGCAAACAAGGUAGGAAAGCCUGAGGUCACAAACAAGUUUUCAGUCAGUAUAAAGUGAUCUGAACAGAAGGAUAGCAAUUAUUUGACAGCAAGAGGACAAAUGCAGCUCAAACACCUAAGGUGAUGUGAAUUUAAUUUUAAUUUAUGAAGAACUUGCAUGCUUUGAGUAACAACUUGGAUAAUUCAUUGUUAUCACACUGGAUAGUUGCUUAAUUUAUGUAGAAUACUAAAUAGACAAUCAUAAUUUGUGCUACAAUGAGCACUUUAGAUGGUAUGCUGGAUAAAUGUGAGAUUGGUUUACUAAAGUUCAUUUGUUACAAACCCAAGUUUUAUAUUUUUGAAGGAUCCAUUAUUUGUAUAUCAGUACUUAAAUCAUAAGAACUCUAUUUUACAGUAAGGAAGUAGCAAUGAUUAAUUAUUUUUCCUUUAACAUAUCCCGAAAUGUAAUAUUGUUCCUAUGGUUGGAAAAAGUACAAUGAAUGACUGAAUUCUAAUCCUAACCUCCAUUUAUUUACUUGAAUUGAGCCUGAUUUAAUAUCCAGUUUAUUUAACUGUUUGUAGUGAUACCAUAAAGUUUUUCAGAAGUAGUUUUGGUAUUUAGGCCUUUCUUCAACAUUAAUGCAAACCUCAUGAGCUGAUACUCAGAUUACUGAAACAGUUCUGCAUGAGUGUGCAGAUUUAAAAUUUCUGGAUUUCUUAUGACUGACAUCUGGAUGAAUACCAUAUUGAAUUUUAAUGAAGGAAAUCAAAAGCAGUUUGGAGAAAUUACAUGAAUUUGUAAUAAUGUUGAUCGACCUAGCCAAAUUGCUUGAUUCUUUGCUGAAGAGAUUCUCGGUAAAAUAGCAUUUGUGAGCAUCACACCAUUGGAAUUUAAAAAUGGAUAUUACCUGAUCCAAGGAAAACUUAAAUGGAAUUAAUGCUCAAGGCCAGUAGAGGAUAUACUUAACCUAGCUCACCCUUGCUGGUGAAUAAGAAUCUAAAGCUUUCCUUAUUUGAUUAUUCUACUGAAAAAUUACUUCCUUCUCUUCCCCCUAUCCCUUCAUUGGUUCUUGCUUCAAUCUUAUCUGCCAUAAAUUGAUUGCUGCAAACUCCAAAUAUCUUUGGCACUGCUGGCUCCAAGAUAAAACAUUGUUUCCUUUUUCUAUGCUUCAGAAUUGUUGAAAUAGUUGGGGCAUGACAGUUGACUAAAGGUAUUUCACGUCCCACUUUCAGUUUCAAAUAUCAACAAUGAACCUUCAAAGCUAUGAAUGCAGAAUUGUGAAUGCAUUGUCUCCAAAAUGCCCUGUCUCAACUUUUACAUACAUUCCUCUAUGUUCUGAUAUUUAUCAUAUUAAAACUGGUAUGGAAAUGUGGAAUUCAUUUUUUGGUACUGUGUUAACUGUAAUAGAGGUUUUUAUCCAUAGAAUUUGCAUUACUAGCAUAGCUUAGGUUAACAAGUAAUUUAAGUCUGGUAAGUAAGUUUGUCUGGUCAGCCAUCACAGUAAUACCUGUUCCAAUAAUGUGCAAAUGUAAUGCUAAUGUAAAAAUUAAUUUUGUUCUCUAAUGAAUUGGGAUAACUUGCACACAAUAUAGGAGUAAUUUGAUUUUUUAAUAGUACCUCUUGUAAAUUAUGUUCCACUUAGUUUCAUGAAAGUUUAUUUAGUAUUAUAGUUUGAAUUGAAGUAUAGGUUUUGAAUAAUUAUAGAUACACUGAAGGAGUAUAAGUACUUAAGUUCAUUAGUCUAUCAACUGAAAUGAUCUGCAAAAUCUUGCAAUACAUUUAAUGCAUUCCCAGUCAGAACUAAAUUAUAUAUGGUGAUGAGUGUCUGAAUAAAGACGCUGCCUGUAGUUUUAGAUUUUCUGGCAGUUCUGUUUCUGGUAAUAGUAAAACAGUGGCUCAAGGUAUUCAAAUCCACAGGAUGUAGAAAACCACCUGAUUUCUCCAAAGGUCAAGCAUUCAGAUGGUGUGCAUGCUAUUAAAAUAGUCUUCAGUUUGGUAUAUGUAUGUAUAGUUAACCAUUAUUAAAAAAUUGCCAUAUUUAAUUUAAUAUUGUUUCAAUGUAAUGACCUCUGCUGUUUCUGCAGUGCUAUAAAGCUGAAGUUAGAAUUCAGACUUCCCAUUUGCAAACAGAAUUAUUUUACAAACAGUAACAGUGCAAGAUAAAUGCCCUAUUUUGUUAUGCAUUUGCAUUACAGUGACUAAUUGAGGAAAAGCCAAACUGGAUAGUGAAACUAUUGUUUCUAUUAUAUUGAACUAUAAUACUUGAUUUGUUACCCCACUGCACCAAUGAAUUCAGUGAAGCCUUUCAAGCUCCAAGUCAGAUUGUAAAAUGUGUUGUCUAAAAGUAUGUUUAACAUACCAGGGUUUAAUUUUGUCUGUCUAAAUGCAUAGUUUUCAAUUGUAAUGCAGUGCCGAAUUUGCAACUACAGAAAUGCUUUUCAUCAGUCAGUAAAUUUUUGUUGUGCCAGUCAUCAAAUGAGCUUGUAUUAUUAUUUAGAAACUACUAAAAUGGAAUAAUAUUGCAAUUUAUUUAACACACACUGCUCUCGCAUGUUACAGGAAUAACACUAAACAGACUGAAUAACAAAUUAUUUGAGAUAUUGUUGGAUUCGGCUGCAGAUAAAAUAUUGUAAAGCCAGAAUGCAUUAUGUGAACUGUCUUCAAAAUUUGAUAGAUCCUUUAAAAUUCAGAGUAUUGGUGUAAAAAUAGAAUCAAACAUUGUUAUGCAACCUUUUUGGUAUUCUUAAAAGGACCAUAGUUGAAAUUAUAUGUAAGUAGAUGUGGUUAUGUUAACUACAGGACUUGAAGCCCAUGGACUCCUGUACAUACAAUAAACUGUAAUGUUUUUAGCAUGGUUAUUUAUGUACUGUAUUGCUGAAAAUCAUUGGUAAUUUAUUUGAUUUGCAGUUGUAAAAUAAAUGUUUCCAAUGCUUAAA